ACGGCCUUAGACGACCAUUAUAAUGUUUGUAAUACACCAACAAUUCUAGUACCAGCGGAGCGGAUGGCUGCCAACAACAAGUAAAAUCACGUGAUAGAGAUCAGGUACAGUACGUUAGGAAGAGGAGCUACCAUAUCAAGACGAGAAAAAAGCAGACGAUAACACAUUUUGAUAUCGUGCGUGCAUCAGUAGAAUGGCAGCUGAAAAGCAUUCACCAAUCAGUUCGACAACCUAUGUGGAUGGGGGUACCCCUAUUCGAUAUCCACAAUCUAGUAAUCCCUCGGUGAGAGUGGGAAAGUACCUGACAGUGUUGCGGCAAUCCUUAAUUGACGAAUAUGGCGUAUUUUCCGCCAAAAUCGGCCCAACAGCGUCUUGCAUCAGGCUUCAGCUGGCGGGCAUAGACGCCCGAUUACCGCUUAAGGCUAGAUCAUUUGCCGAAGACAAACUUCCACUGCAGCAGAAGGUUUGGGCGAAAGUGAUUUCUGGCCCAAAUGCGCAAGGAAUUUACACAUGCUCUUUUCAGCACAUCACUCAUGACGGGAACGCGGUUGCAUUGGAGGAACUGGUGAGGGAGUUCUGGAGGGACCUCAGGGUAAAGUCCUUACAUUCUCCGUCCGCCGACGUAACGACAAAGGGAAGCUGCAUUAUGCGUGCUGGUAAACCGGCUCCCAUACAGGAACAAAGCUACUCUAUCGUCCACAGAAAGCGUCCAGCCCAGUCAUCUGAUAUUCCGGAGAAUGACUCUGCCUCAUCCUGUUCGCCAAGUAAAGGUAAAAAUCACCAAUGGCGUGGUUUCAGGUGCCCGGUGGCAGGGUGUGGGAAAGUGAAAGGAUAUCCCAAGAUACACCUGAGCACACACGUGCCAGCCUUCAUGACAGAAUCCUCCGACGACCUUACUCCAGCCACAUCCCGUACCAGAUGGGUGUAUCUACAAGAGUUGGCCACCAUAGGACCUGUUUCUGAAGGUGAUCUUGACCAGGCAGUACAGCGAAUCAACGACGCCAGAUACAUAGAGUUUGGGUUUGUCAUUACACCGCGGCUGUGGGAGCUCAUUGCAGCCAUGGCAAGCGUUGUAGGGAUGCCAAUGCCAGAAGAAAUCCAGCUGAUCCCAAUAUGCUCCCCGUUAGCUCUGCUGCAUACCAGGUGUUUAUUAUUUCUUGCUGCGGAAGCAGAUCCUCAAAAGCUGGCUGAGUUAAACCAGUGGUACACGCAGACACGUCAUCGAGCACCGACUAGGGCCUGUGUGGAGGUACUGGAUUCGACGUCCAUGAAGGUAGCCAAGGGCCGAGGAGAAGCUCUCUCUUCUGUCUUGGAGUGCCAUCGCCGAAGUAAAGCCAUGGAAAGUAAAUCAAAGCCGACGUUGCAGCGUAUACCAAAUUUGAGAGCACUACAUUUCUAAUAUUAUUUUGCCUUGUGGAAAUCACACCUUCGAUGACAACUGAUGAUUAUAUAGUGGAAAAAUCUAUUUCUUCUAUGGUUUUAUACACAAAUAGGCGCCAUCCAUCGUUUUAUUUGGAGAUAAACACUUGUCCGGUGGCACCUGUCGAAUUUGGUUCAUACUUGAGCAAUAUAUGCCUUGGCGCAAACAAAAGCAACGCUCCUACAUCAGUCACCACAUAUUUUCAGAAGGAACAACUUAAAAUCAAACUCGCACUACCCAGAUUGAAGCAAACGUAAAUAUAGUUGCCUACACAGCAAAUAUACAGUAUAGUACGUACUGUGUGACGUCACAGCCUAGCUAAACUUUUUCACAAUAGGGCGUAGAAAAUAUCCAUCGAACAGCCGCAUAUUGGAGUGCUGGCAUAUUGUGCGUCAACCUGAUAGAUUGCGUCAACCUGAUACAUUUCGAGUGUGUCAUGGUGUGAACCAACAUUUUCAACAAGGCGGCAUUAAUUAAAUUUGCCUCUCCAUCUGGUGAUAAAGACAUCUCCGAUGGAAUAAUAGUUCAUGAUGGUUGUGUUGUUUACGGAAAGUUAAUAGUUCAUGUUGGUUUUGUUGUUUUUUAAGUUACGAGUUUUUUUUGUGUUAUUGUUGGUUUUGCGGGGGAAAAUUAAAAAAAAUCUUGAAACAGAGAAGUUAGCUGAUGAAAGAAAGAACUCUAUAACAGGUGUAUCUCACAUAGCCGAGCAAGCGAGGGGAUGAACACGAGACACUGUAGAGAUAAAAGCAAAAAUUAUACUUACACCUACUGAUAGAGUAAAGCGAUAUUUCAGCGAUGAUUAGGUAAGUAAAGAGCUUUGUUGUCCUUUAAAGCCAGGCUCAGGAGGGAAAAUGUUUAGAUACGUUGUACAACUGAUGUUUUCCAACUCAUUG
This is a messenger RNA of Anneissia japonica, 2313 nucleotides long. RefSeq lists its product as uncharacterized. The coding region runs from base 194 to 1399 and encodes 401 amino acids. Lineage: Eukaryota; Metazoa; Echinodermata; Crinoidea; Comatulida; Comatulidae. The transcript is spliced from 3 exons. The record is from RefSeq and is a predicted model, not a curated record.